GAAGAAGCCAUCGAAUUCGAAGGAAAUGGGCGUCGCGUCGUCGUCGCACAGCCUUGGCGACGACAUCCAUCGGAUCCUCGUCUCCGAGUACGUGCUCCAGAGCCUCAAGACGCUCGACGAGAGCUGGGGCAUCUACCGGGACGAGGUCCACUUGGCGCGCUUCUUGACGCCAAGUCAAUUCGAUGAGGUCUUUGGCAUCGUCGUGCAAGACGCCGAGCCGCACUUUCAGCUCUUUGAGCACGGGCACGCCGGCGACGCGCCCGUCGUUGUCGCCGUCGAAGUCUUCAUCGGCAUCUGCCUCGCGCUGCCCGUCGACAUCAAAGAGAAGCUCACGUUUCUCAGCCGCAUGUACCUCGCCGACCCCAGCGACGUGUACAUUGCGAGCCACGUUAAAGUGGGCAUGUACCGCGAUUUCGUGGCGGCGAUCACCAAGGUGCUGCGCGUGACGGAGCCGCCGUCGACCGAAGUGAUCAGCGCCAUCGAAAGUCUUUUGCGCGACAACAACGACGACUCCAAGCACGUGACGAUCAAAGAGGCCACCGAGUUUGCUCUGACGCACCCCGCGAUUUGCCUCUGCUUUGAAGAAAUCGAGACGCUCUUCGCUGGCCUUCGCGACGCGCAGCUCAAGACCGGUAAGCCCAGCGUCUACGACCCGUCGUUCGACGACAGUGACGGUCUCGACGCGCCUGUGCCCCCGCCGCACGCACCGCUCUGGCGCACCAAGAUUCGCGACAUUGGCCGGCUGCCAUGUACGACGCAAACCGCGCUGGAGCUACCCGACGACUUGCACGCGUUCCUUGCACUCAAGCAGCUGCAACUGCGCAAGACCGACGUUGCCCUUGUUUACGAGCGCGGCAAGACGACCAAGACGGGCGGCAAUGUGAUUCUCGGCGUUGUCGACUGCGCCACUUUCGUCAAGUGGACAUCUUGA
Saprolegnia parasitica CBS 223.65 is the source of this 931-nucleotide messenger RNA. RefSeq lists its product as hypothetical. The record is from RefSeq and is a predicted model, not a curated record. Lineage: Eukaryota; Oomycota; Saprolegniomycetes; Saprolegniales; Saprolegniaceae. The transcript has 5 exons. Bases 26 to 931 code for a protein of 301 amino acids.